Messenger RNA from Saccostrea echinata, 3044 nucleotides. RefSeq lists its product as uncharacterized. NCBI's taxonomy places the organism in Eukaryota, Metazoa, Mollusca, Bivalvia, Ostreida, Ostreidae. The record is from RefSeq and is a predicted model, not a curated record. Bases 17 to 970 code for a protein of 317 amino acids. The transcript has 11 exons.
AUUAAACCAGCAGACCAUGACCGUCGCUAAAAAAGAGGAAAAAAUGAUGGGGAAAAUUUUAAACAACAAUUACAUUGCAGUGCCAUUAAAAGCCUUGAUGAUCAAUCUCCUGAUAUUGAAGGAAGUGAAAUGUAACGCUGAUGCAUGUCCUGUGUCAAGACAAACUAUGGAUAUUGUUUCAAACUGUCCAACCAGUGAAUCAGAAUGGAGAACAGCUUCUCAAAGAAAAAACUGUUCAGCUUUUGCCAGCCAAUGUAGUGAUCCUGAUAAAUUUGUGUACCACUGUGUCAUUAAUCCAUUUGUGAAUCAGACACUUGAAGUUUGUGCCUAUGGAAAGUACAUUGUUUUAGGUUAUUGUGCGGAGUACAGCUACAGUGGCAACAUAAUCCAGCAAAAUUAUGACACAGAUUGUUCUAAAUUUACCAACAGUCGUCCAUGUCCCAGUGGGUAUCAUUCUACAGAGGCAUUUAAAUACCCUGGUUGCUAUCAGCUGACAAAGAAAUCAACAGUUCAGAAUCCAACUACAGCACCCUCUGUCCAUACUUCUGACACAAACAUGCUUGUAUCAACUCAAAAUACAUCCAUAAUUGAAGAGCCAGGUAUGGAACAUGUUAAUGAUGACUGGGGAUAUGUCAUUGGUGUCAUCAUUGCAGCCAUUCUGGUCAUUUUGAUUGGAAUUGCUGUGGUAAUUUUUGUACUUAGACGACAUCGACCAAGAUCUAAAGAACAUCUUCAUGAAAAAGUAAUGGAGAAUGGUCAACUCAUGAUGGAAAAUGAAGAUGCAGAAACUGGAGGAAAGAAUACACAACCAGUGGAUGGGAAUGAACAUUCUGCAGAGAGAAAACAAUUAUUACCAUCUGGAAAACCUGUGGAAUCUGAAAUUGCAAGAAAAACGAUACAAUCUGUGGAGGAUGGAGAACAUCCAGGAGGAAGACUGUCACAGGUAGAUGAGCAGCCUAAUGACUGCUAGAAGGAAUUACAGAGUAUCGGUCAACACAAAUCAAUACUGAUGAUGAUCAAAAACUGGAGAUGACAACAAGCGAGAUCUAUGAAAAUUCACCACACUUUUCCAAUGACUCCAGUGCUUUGAUACAGAAAUAUAUUUAAGAUCUACAAGUUUCUCUCAAAAGAUACUUUAAAUAAGAAGAUGUGAUUUUGUCACCAGAAUAAGCAUCAAUGCAAGGUUGUACAACUUAAAGACAAACCAGUCUGACUGAUAUUUAUUAUUCAUGAAUUUUGCAAUGAUUACACAUUUACGUUUUUUGUUGCUAACUUGUAGGAACAUGAUACAAUUUUGAAAGAUCUAUGCUUUAUAUGUAUAUUUAUAAUGCGUAUUUAAGCCUGUGUAUAAACAGGUUCGUCACAUGACUAUAAAUUCAUUAAGUCAUAAACGAUCGACGUAAAUUCAUCGUGAUGUCAUAAGUGGUCAACAUGUUUAACACAUUCAAUCAUUCAAUUUAAACUGUUGAGGUUUGAAAAAAAAAUUGUUCAUUGGAUUAAAAGUAUAGCACCCAUUUAUUUAUAAAUCAGACACAAAUCGUUUCUAAACUUUUAUUGGGAUGUAAAUACAGUUUUGUCACAUAAUCAGAUGGAUAUAAAAGCCCCGUGACAAAGCUGUAUUUACAUCACAAUAAAAGUUUUAAAAUGAUACCUUAUUUCUUAAAAACAUGUAAUAUGGCGUUUUUUGUAGGCAAAUGAUAAAAUUUUGGUAAACUGUUAAUGUUAUAACGCUAGGUUUAUCUAUGAUUGUGGAAAUUUUUUUUACAGGGAAUAAUACAUUUUUGAUAAGUUAUGAUGUUAAAACGUUAGGUUGAUCUAUGGUUGUGCACAUUUUUUGUAGGGAAUAAUACAUUUUUGAUUAGUUAUGAUGUUAAAACGUUGUUUUUUUAUGGUUGUGUACAUUUUUUUGUAGGGAAUAAUAUAUUUGUGAUAAGUUGUGAUGUUAAAACAUUAGUUUUAUCUAUGGUUUUGUACAUUUGUUAGGGCCCUGCUCUGCGGGCGCCCUAUAGUGAUCAGUCUGUCCGUCCGUUCUUCCGUCCGUCUGUCCGUCCGAGAUCUCUUGUCUGGAGCAUAUCUUCUCUCUCCUUGGCCCAAUCUGGCUCAUACUUCACCCACAGAGUGUCUUUGGGUAAAGGGUGUGCAGUGACCUUGAACCAUGUUUAUAGGUCUAAGGUUAAGGUCAUAGUAGUUAUAUGAAAAAUCCUUGUCCAGAGCAUAUCUUCUCUCCCCUUGGUCCAGUGUGGCCCAUACUUCACUCACAGAGUGCCACUGGUCAAUGGAUGUGCAGUGAACUUGAACGAAGUUUCUAGGUCAAGGGUCAAGGUCAAAAAUAGUCUCUCUGUUUAAAAUCUUUGUUCGGUGCAUAAUUUCUUUCCCUUAUGUCCAGUCAGCCUCAAACUUUACCAAUUGAUUUAGGGUAUAUAACAUUUGUGAUUUUCCUUCCAUUUUUUGAUGAGUAUAUGCAACAAUUUUCAUAGAGGAUAUGCAACAUUCGUGGUUUUAAUGCCGUUUUUUGAUAAAGGGUAUGGAGCACUCGUGAUUUUCGUGCCAUUUUUUAUUAUAACAAGGAUGACAAAGAAGCCCUUUAGACUCAAACAGCACAUCCCUUAAUAGUACACAAAUGUUCCUCUUCAAAAUAAACCCAUUUUCAUGUUCGUUGCUGAAAGCGGGGCCCCUUUGAGAUGGCUACCAUCUCAAUGAUAUCUAGUUGUAGGGAAUAUUCCAUUUUUCAUAAGUUGUGAUGUUUAAAGUUUAUUUAUGGUUGUGUACAUUUUUUGUAGGGAAUAAUGCAUUUUUGAUAAGCUAUUGAUGUUGUAAAGUUAAUCUACUCUUCUAAAUAUACUUGUACAUCUAACAAAUUGUAGGGAAAUAAUACAAUUUUAAUAAGUUAUACAUACAAUUUUAAUUCAUGCUUCUAAAUACAUGAGUGUAUGUAACAUGGCAGAUUUGUACGCAAAUCAUUAAAUUUUAAAAAAAAAUCGUUUGAUGUUGUGAAGUUUGAAUAAUGUUUUUGCUUUGAAUAUACAUGUAAGUAUGAAAACAAA